Messenger RNA from Rotaria sp. Silwood2, 2928 nucleotides. The record is from the annotation of a GenBank genome assembly. Lineage: Eukaryota; Metazoa; Rotifera; Eurotatoria; Philodinida; Philodinidae.
AUGACUCCAGCAUUUAGUAAUUUAAACACGAUUCGAAAUUUUAGUUCUGGAGAAAAAAUAUCAACAUCAUCGAAAUUAUGUGAUCCUAGUGUAAUAAAUUAUUUACAUUCACUUGUUAAAGAUAUCGAGAAUAAGCAACAAAAACAAGAUCUUUUGUCCCUUUUAUUAAAUUUUUAUAAUAUUUUUGAUAUAACAAAGCAUAAUAUAGCUCGAACACCUAAAUCACACGUUAUUAAUACUAUUCCACAUUCACCUCCAUCUAGUAGACCAUAUCCGCAACCGGAUAAGGAGGAGGCGAUGUAUAAGCUUAUUCAGGAGUUUCUAGCAGCAGGUCUAAUUUCUCAAUCUAAUUCUCCCUAUGCUGCUCCGGCAAUACUUGUUAAGAAAAAAGAUCAAUCAUAUAGAUUAGUAGUUGAUUAUAAACGACUUAAUGCUAUAACCAUUAAAGAUUCUUCGCCACUUCCAAAUAUGGAAGAUACUUUAAGGAAGUUAGGAAAAGGUUUCUGCUAUUUUUCUAAACUUGAUCUUAAAUCAGGUUUCUAUCAGAUACCAAUAGACGACAACGAUAAAGAAAAGACAGCUUUCAUAACACCAUUCGGUCUUUAUCAGUUUAACGUACUCCCAAUGGGAUUACGUAACUCUCCUCCGACUUUUCAAAAAGUUAUGACUGAUAUGCUGAAGUCGUGUCAUCACUUAAAACAAGUAUUUUCAGCAUUACAAUCAAAAAGCUUAGUAUUAAAUCCACCUAAAUGUGAAAUAGCUGUCAGACAAAUCGAUUAUCUCGGUCAUACUAUUACUAAAGAUUGUAUUAAGCCAAUGAGAGCAAAAAUAGACGCUAUUUUAAAUAUAGAAGAACCACGUACUUUAGCUCAAGCUAAUCGCUUUCUAGGAUCUUUAGGAUGGUAUAGGAAAUUUUUACCAAAAUUUGCCGAUAUAGCUGCCCCAAUACAUGCUGUUACUAAUCUAACAAAAUCUAAUCGACGAAAAUUUAAAUGGGAAAAUCCUCAGUCACAAGCUUUUCGGCAGCUUAAGCAGAUGCUUAUUACUGAGCCUUUAUUUUUACACUAUCCUGUAGAUGAUUUACCUUUGAUUCUAACUACAGAUGCUAGUGAUAUAGGUAUUGGUGGCGUUUUACAGCAAAAAGUAAACGGCAAUAUUCAUAAUCUUUAUUAUCAUUCUCAACUUAUGACAACGUGUGAGAAGAAAUAUAGUACUAUAGAAAAAGAAGCACUAGCUAUUUAUAAGUGUUUAGAACGUAUGCGAUCUUUUGUUCUAGGACGUAGUAUAAUUAUCAUGACUGAUCAUUGUCCGUUAUGCUACAUUCUGCAAAAAUCUAUAAAAAAUACUAGAGUCAAUAGAAUAACACAUUUAAUUCAAGAAUACAAUAUUGAUAAGAUAGUACACAUUCAAGGUCGUUAUAAUUGUCUACCUGACUAUCUUUCUCGUUAUUCUAAAGAACAAGAUGAUGCGUUAUUUAAUAUUGACUAUGGACUAGCUAGUAAAAAUAAAUCAAAAAAUUUUAGUCAGCAAAAACUUGUAGCAGCUAUGACUUUACGACCACGUAAAAAACAAGCUAUAGCUAGGAAUGAUCACCAAUCCAUUGAGAAUCAUAACAUCAUUUCUCAACAGUUCGAUACAUUAUCUCAGUCCGAAGAUAUAAAAAAGAACAAAUCAUUUUCUAAUCUUUCACAUAACUAUUUCGAUAUAGCGCAGUUAAAAAUUGAACAACAACGAGAUCCUCAAAUACAAAAGAUAGUUCAAAAUUUUAGUUUAGAAUCUACUAAGAAUUCGUUUCUAUUAAAAGAGGAUAUAGUUUAUAAACUUAUUUCAUUAAAUAAAUAUUCUCAUAAUAAGAUUAAAGUUAUAUAUUUACCUACAUCUAUGAUAGAGUCAUUAUUGCGAGCAUCGCACGAUGAUCCAAUGUCAGGUUCACAUUUCGCUACAGAUCGAAUGUAUUAUAAAAUUCGUACUCAUUUUUGGUGGCCAAAAAUGAAAACCACCAUUCAACGUUAUGUAAAGUCUUGUAGUUUAUGUACACAAUUUAAUUUAAGUCGUGCUAAGAAAUAUGGUCAUUUGCGUUCUAUUCCACCACCAGAAGGACCAUUAGCAUUAAUAGGUAUUGAUUUCUGCGGACCUUUACCUAGAACUCCACGUGAGAACCAAUAUGUACUUGUUAUUACAGAUUAUUUUACGAGACAUAUAACUGCAAUAGCACUUCCUAAUUGUACAGCUGAAACUACAGCGCGCGCCUUAUUUGAUGAUUUUUUCUGUAAGUUUGGUAUACCUUCAGUUAUUCUAAGUGAUCGAGGAACACAUUUUCAAAAUAAACUGAUGGAAAAUUUGCAGAAACUCAUAGGCUAUAAUCAUAUUUAUAGUACUGCUUAUCAUCCUCAGACAAACGGAGUUGUAGAACGCUUUAACGCGACGUUUGUAGCUCAGAUUUCGAAGUUACAGAGUACUCAACAUAAUAACUGGGAUGAGUUUCUACAAGCAGUUGUAUUUGCCUAUAAUACGGGAGAGCAUAAAUCUACGAAAUUUUCACCGUAUGAGUUGCUAUAUGGUCGCUCUGCUCGUCUUCCGAUUCAUAUACAACCUCAAGAAUUUACAUUUCUUAGACCUAAUGACUAUUUCGAACAGUUAAAGAAAACAUUGCGUAUAUUUCAUCAAGCAUCGAGAGAUAAUAUUUUACUUCAGCAGCAGGCUAAUCAGCAUUAUUACAACAAAAGUCGCCUCAAUCCACAGUUAAAUGUAGGAGAAAAGGUUUUAACCAGAAGUUAUGGUUUAAAAGGAAAACUAGAUCCGAAAUUUUCUUCUAUUCCAAAAAUUGUUGUUGAAGCUUAUCAUCCAAUAUAUAUAGUAGAAGAUGAAUGUACACGCAUAAGAUCACAGGUACAUAUUAAUGAUCUUCGACCUAUUAUUACAAAUUAA